This is a messenger RNA of Plectropomus leopardus (leopard coralgrouper), 1018 nucleotides long. RefSeq names its product COMM domain containing 4 (gene commd4). NCBI's taxonomy places the organism in Eukaryota, Metazoa, Chordata, Actinopteri, Perciformes, Serranidae. The record is from RefSeq and is a predicted model, not a curated record.
UGUCUAGCUACUUCCUGUACAUCUACUCAGCUGACAGCCAUGCGGUUCCGUUUCUGUGGAGAUCUGGACUGCCCAGACUGGGUACUCGCUGAAAUUAGCACAUUAGCGAAGCUUUCGAGUAUCAAAAUGAAACUCCUCUGUGCUCAAGUGCUGAGGGAUUUGCUCGGGGACGGCAUCGAUUAUGACAAGGUCACAAAGCUUACUGCAGAUGCAAAGUUUGAGAGCGGGGACAUCAAAGCCAGUGUAGCGGUGCUCAGCUUCAUUCUGUCCAGUGCAGCGAAGCACGAUGUUGACAGUGAAUCUCUGUCCAGCGAGCUGCAGCAGCUCGGCCUGCCUAAAGAACACACAACUGGUCUCUGCAAGUCAUAUGAAGACAAGCACUCUGCACUGCAGUGCAAAUUAAGAGAGACAAGCCUGAGGUUGGGCCAACUGGAGGCUGUGUCAUGGCGCAUUGAUUACACUCUGAGCUCCAGUGAACUGAGGGAGGUCAAUGAACCUAUGAUUCAGCUGAAACUGCAGGCACAAGGAGCAGAGUCAGGCUGCUCAGAGACGACUGUUGUUUCCAUUUCUGCCAACAAGUUCAGAGUAUUGCUUGCAGAGCUCAAACAAGCCCAGGCAAGGAUGAAUGCACUACAAUGAAGAGAGGACGAUAAAAUUAGACCUCAACAUCUGACCAAGAGCUGGACACGAAUGAUGCUGAUAGGCUGCCAAAAGUGCCAUUCUUACAUCUUGUACACUAUAAUUUUACGUAUGAACGUUGUCCUUUCAGAGGUCAUGUGAAUGUCUUAUUCCUUAUUUGUACUGACAGAUAUUUAGUUGUGCUUUUCUACCACAUUAGUAAUAACUGGUGGAAAUGUUUCCAGACUUUUCAAAAAUACAGAAUGGUGCAUUUUUGUAUUAUAUUGUAUAUUAAUUAUAUGAAUCCACACAUGAUUGUAUAUUAAUUUACACAUGAUUUGAAUUAUGUUGAUAAUGUGUUUAACCUUCUUAUGCUUAUAAAUAAAAUAAAACGGAGAUA